AUGAGUGCAGCGGCUACGAUGCCCAUGCCGUCUAAUUACGAUGAGAUCUCUAUGCAGCAGAGCAUGCUCUUCUCUGAUAGUCCUAAGGAUCUGAAGAAUCUGAGAACACAGUUGUACUCAGCAGCGGAGUAUUUCGAACUAUCCUACACAAACGAUGAACAAAAACAUAUAGUGGUGGAGACACUGAAAGACUAUGCGAUAAAGGCUCUGGUGAAUACAGUUGACCAUUUGGGCUCUGUUACCUAUAAAGUGAAUGACUUUGUUGAUGAAAAAGUCGAUGAAGUAGCCGGAACCGAGCUUCGAGUAUCUUGCAUCGAACAGAGGCUAAAGAUGUGCCAAGAGUAUAUGGAUCAUGAAGCUGGUGAAAUCAAGAAAGGUGGCAACCUAGGAAAGCUCAAGAACUUUGAAAGUAGUAGUUUUGGUGAAGAAGAUGACUGGAACCAAUUCCGAAAUGCUGUUCGUUCUACAAUUCGGGAAACACCUCCACCGCCUGUUGUUAGUAUUUUCGGAAAAGCUUCGAAGAGAGCUCAAAUUGCGCCAAACGGAGAAUCUCUCGAUCGUGAAUACAAAAUGUCAGAUAAAGAGAAAGCUCUAGCUCUUGUGUAUGUUGAGGAUUUCAACGAGAGUAUGGAAGAUUGUAUUCGUGAGCACCCGGAAGACGACACUUAUAUUAGAUUAAUGAGAGGGUAUAUGCAUUGCGUUUCCAAUUUCUACUCCGAAGAAGACAUGAUCAAAUACAUGAAGGAAACUCAUCAAGCUGAAAAAGAAGACGUGGGACAAGUCUUGAAAGCUGUGAGGAGUUGUGAAGGAGGCAAAGUUUACCUCAGGUAUACAUCAGCACUGAGAUCCACUAACAAACCGACUGAAGACACUAUGGACAUCAAGACUGAGAAAAUCAAGAGCUCAAGUCAAGGCAAAGGCAAAAGAGGCAAAGGCAAGCCAUAUGUGGGGAGCCCUGAGGCGUCCGUUAGAUCCGAUGAAGACACUAUGGGCAAGAUUGAGCAAACAGAUGACAGAGUCAAAGGCAAGGCAGAGGUGGGGAUUGAAGUUAGUGAAACUCCCAAUCUGCCUGAGGAAUCCAUUAGAUCCGAUGUAGCUAUGGCUGAAGACACUAUGGGCAAGAUUGAGCAAGAUGUACCGACAAUCGAGAAGAUACUGAAAAGUCAUGCUGAUGCUCUAAUGGGAUGUUUAACAGAGGGAAAUGAGGAAAUGCGCUGCAAACAAGGUGAGGACAUUUUGAAAGUCUUGACCAAGGAAUUAUAUGCCAUGUUUGAUGGAGCCACGGAGUCGUACAAAACUCUGAAGAAGGAGAAUGGGUUUGCAUCUGGAGGGAACAAAGAGAACGAGAAGAAGCUACUUGCGACCCUCUCUGGUAUUGGUAAUAGUUCAAUAGAAGGAUACAGAGUUGGUAAACUGUUAGUCUCAAACAAGGAGAUUGCUAAAGGGAGCAAUGGAACUGCUGUGCUUGAGGGAUUCUAUGAAGUUCUUGUAGCGGUUAAGCGUCUAGUACGAACAGAUGAUGAUGUGGCUCAGAAGGAGAUUUUGGAGAUUUCGAAUGCCAUGGCUUCCGUCAGACAUGAAAAUAUUGUCCGUUGGUACGGGGUUGAACAGGAUGAGCGUUUCAUCUAUAUUUCACUGGAACGGUGUGAUUGUAGCUUAGGCGAUCUCAUACGCCAAUCCUCUGCACUGCUUGACAAUCCAACGGCUUCAAGUAGUACACAUUCGGCUCAGACAAAUCAAAUCCUUGAUGAUGUCAAAGAAGUUCAACUAUGGAAAGAUACUACUCUACACCCUUCUCCUGUUUUGUUGAAGUUAAUGAGGGAUGUAGUUGCUGGUCUAGCUCACUUGCAUGAUAAAGGAAUCGAACACAGAGAUCUAAACCCUCAAAAUGUGUUGAUUGUUAAAGCCUCAUCUCUAUGUGCAAAGCUAUCCAUCUCUAUGGGUAUAAGCAAGCCUGUGACUGGAGCUGGUGAUCUCUUCAGUUUGGGUACAGAUUUCUUCUUGAUCGAGUCUCUUCCUGAAGCUGUUCAUCUUCUCUCUGGUCUCCUUCACCCUGAUCCAGAUUCGAGACCUGGAGCACAAAAAGUCCUGCUCCAUCCUUUGUUCUGGAAUUCACACACCAGACUCUCUUUCCUCAAAGAUGCCAGCGAUAGGUUGGACAUUGAAAAGAGAGAAGAGUCAGAUCUCUUGGCUGCCGUUGAGGGCACAUCAGCAGCGGUUACUCUAAAGGUGAAUUGGGAUAAGAAACUGGAUUCCAUAUUUCUAAAUGACAUCGUGAGUUACAGGCCGUACAGGUAUGACAGCAUCAAAGAGUUGUUGCGGGCCAUAAGGAAUCCGAUGAACCACUAUAUAGCGCUUUCUAAAGAAGUAAAGGAACUUAUUGGGAGUUUACCUGAAGGGUGUGAUAUGUACUUCUCAAGCAAGUUCCCAAAACUGCUGAUUGAGGUCUAUCAGGUUUUACUUUCUUACUGUUACGAUGAAGACUUAUUCUCGAAGUAUUUUAAGACCCCUGCAUAG
Molecule: messenger RNA, 2517 nt
Organism: Microthlaspi erraticum
Lineage: Eukaryota; Viridiplantae; Streptophyta; Magnoliopsida; Brassicales; Brassicaceae
Source: the annotation of a GenBank genome assembly